GCGGUCGUGAGAAGUCUCCAGGCCAGUUGUGAAUAAUUCUAUAUUCUCUGGCGUCCAAGAUGGUCUUUGAACUUCUAGGAGUUUGUUGUUUUUGUUGCAGGAGAGAGGAGGGGGCAUGGAUGGUCUAUGGAUGGCCACACGUCCGAUCGCCGAAGUCGACCCUGGUCGCCCUCCGACCCGACCCAUUCGGAGGACUUGGGUUUCUGGAAGAUGUGCAACGAACACUCCGUCCGCGCGAGUUCCUCGUGGUCCAGACAUCGCGAUGAGCGAGGCUGCCUCUGCGCUGGGAGUGCCUGAAGCUGGACCCUGGGCCCAAGAGAUGGCUACGCUCUUCAGCUCCUGCCAGCGCCUGGCGGAGCACGCGCGGAACACCUACGCCGAGGCCCAAAGGCGACGGUCCAGUCGCUCCAGCGCCACGGUCGACCGUUGGCGCCGGGCGCCCUAUCGGUGCAUCGCCGAGAAGGUGGAGGAAGAAGAGGUUGGGCCAGCGCCGCUGCAGAUUGGCCCGGUGCUUUGUGAAGGUUUGGAUGAGGCGGUCCGCCGCCUCGUCGAGCCGCCGCCCGCGCCGCGGGGCGCGGCGGCGCGGCCGGCCUCCCGGCCGGAGAUGCAAGGGAAGAUGCAGCAACCACCAAGUGUGGAGCUGGAGGCAGAACAAGGCCUCCCAGACCCCGGACCCGCUCUCACGGCCGAAGACCUCGCAGGAACGACGACCUUGGUCGGCAAGGCCAGGGAGUCCGUGUUCUUCUCGACCUGGUUCGACGCAUCCGUCCUCUCCGACAUUCUCCGACCCUUGGAAAGCAUCACCAAGUCCGGAGCGCUGGAAAAGGGUAUGUUCUCCAUUUGCCACACGUGCCCCAAAGAUCCUCAAGCCUGGACCUCCUACGCAAGGUACAAAGAAAAGGGUUCAUUUCUACCUUGGCUGACGCAGAGGGUGCAGAUUCCCAUGGAUGACUGGAGUGACUGCGCAGCCGGCUGCGCGCGCGCUGCGAUGCCCGACGUUUGGACGCCCAACUCCCGCAACGCGUGCUCUGACAUCGUUGGUGCAGUUGCAGUCGACGCCCCUCAAGAGGCCUACAGUGCGAGCUGCCUGGCGGGCGAGAAUACGCCCCCGAUGCUUCAAGCGAUGGCAGUGAACCCGGGCAACCAGCAUUUGCUGCUCACGGCGGUGGAUGAGGAUGGCAAGCCUGCUCCCACUGCAGAGGCCCCGCCCCUGUGGGCUGUGGCGAACAUCGGCGUGUCCUCCGCCAAUGAACUCCACAAGGGACGUGGAGAUGUGGUGGUGCCCUACAGCGGGCCCAACAUCCAAGAUGACUUCAUCCACCGGAUCUUCUUCCGAGUCUACGAGCAGCCCUACCGCGUACCUCAGCACUUGCUUCGGCGGAAAGAUGUCGGAGUUCCUUCUGACGGCCGUCCGGAAGCGGCCCAAUGUGGCGACGGCAGGUUUGCCUGCUUUCCCUCCUGGCGAACUCCCGCGCAGCUUCGCUGCCCCAACCACGUCUUCGGGCGCGGGCCAGCGUGGACGCCGUACCGCGGCGAGGAGAGGCUGGGCCAGAUUUCUCGAAGCGUCUCCGACGAUGAGUCCGAAUGA
Messenger RNA from Durusdinium trenchii, 1588 nucleotides. The record is from the annotation of a GenBank genome assembly. Lineage: Eukaryota; Dinophyceae; Suessiales; Symbiodiniaceae.